Molecule: messenger RNA, 1744 nt
Organism: Mya arenaria
Lineage: Eukaryota; Metazoa; Mollusca; Bivalvia; Myida; Myidae
Exons: 2
Coding region: 945-1457 (170 amino acids)
Source: RefSeq, a predicted model, not a curated record
UUUGUACCAUAUUUAUAGUAUGUUGGUUUCGAUCUGUGAUAUUUUCUUAUUUUUUCCUCAUUAUUUAUCGUUAAACUACUUAUAAUUAUUUUAAUACAUGUAUCUUCACAUCCAUUAUAAUUAAGUAUUGUUGUUAUUAUUAAGUAUUGGAUAUCAUUCAGAAUGUGUCAUGAUGUAUGUAGUAUGUGCUUUUUUUAUAAAUCGUUAUUAUAAUUAAGUAUUUUUUUUAAGUUCACCAUUUACAUUAGUUUUAAAUACUACUUGACAACUAUUAUAUUUAAAGCAAUAUAAACUCAAUGGCAUGUUCUAUUUUAUCAAUCAAUACAGUUUUUAAGAAUUUAAUCUUUAUGUUAAAACCAAAAGUAGAAAUUUGAUUAUUGUCUGGCCAGGUGCCAGUCAUUUUCUGAAAAACACCACCAUAAAUAGGCCACAAUCAGGAAAAGUUUCCAUUUAAAAUAUGUACAGGUACCAGUUAAAAGAGCUCUAUUUAUGUUUAACUGUGAUUAUGUUUUAUGGGUGUUUUUUCUUUCUUUUUUCUCAUUUAAAUUCUGUGCGUAUUGUUAUCAGAUUCCGGUACAUGCACCGCAUACAUCCAUAUCAUUUUGAUUGUUUACUAAUCUGUUAUACAUAUACAGAAUAAUAAAUUCGUAUAUAACACAAAGCGUGUUACUUCACAUUAGGAUAAUAAUAGUUGUAUUGCAAGUUGCAAAUACACCCGUUAGGUACAGACUAUUAAUAAUUAGAAAUACAUGCAGGUAUUAAAUUACGGAAUUUCAGAGUAAAUGGAAAAGAAAAUGGGCUUCACGUUUUCUGAAAAUCAUUAAUCAUUAAUCAAUAUUGAAUAAGACCGCUGUAGCCAUUUCCCAACUAGAGGUGGAGGUGAUGAGUAGAUUGUUACACAAGUGUCCUCAUAAUACGACAAUAACACCGUGAACGAACACGAUAUGCCUACGUGGAGGCAGCCGUCGGAGAUUCGCAACUUCCAAGCGUCCAUCAAGUCCAGAUUCAGCAACAGACGUCAGCUGGGGAUGGUACUGGACGACAUUUGCGAUGAAAAAUUGAAAGCGUCCAAUUUUCCAAACAUCCGGGUUAUUAAGAAGGACGGUUUGUGGUUCAGCAUGGAUAAGCGGCGACUCUGGGUCUUCAAGCAGCUUCAGCGGCUAGGGAAAUGUGGGGACAUUCCCGUAAAAGAGGUUACAACUAUCCCUGACGAGCGUCACACAACUCGAAACAAUGGUCUUGACGUUGAGAUCCGUGGAUUGCUUGGAGGUGAGUGGAAAGAUAAGCCGGACUGUGUGGAUCCCCGUCCACCCUUUCUGUGCACCUGGGCGACUUCCAGCAGGAAUUUCCGGGGUCGGAGUGGGGGUGUGAUAAGUCGCCGCAGGUCAUGGGAGAGCGAUGACGACUUUGAGUGCGAUUACGGAGAUGAUUCCGAAGACGAAUCCUAUGACUUCUAACAUCACUAUAGAUGUUAGCUCAAACAUUACAAUGUGAUUAAGACGAGAUUCUUUUGAAUAAUUUUGUCUUGUUAUAUAUCGAAAACUUUUCACAUGUUGUCUCAUUGUCCUACUCAAAUUAUCUGUGAUAUAUUGAUUGCUCUUAUUUCAAACCCUUUGUUGUUUCAGAUGUUUGUAUUGUCGUUUUAAAAUUAAUCUAAACAGCGACUGUUUUAUUGUGAUUUAAAGUUUCUUGUUUAAUUCUGUCCAUGGUAAGGUAAGAGAAAAAACAGAUAAUUGGUGUCAUU